Dichotomopilus funicola is the source of this 903-nucleotide messenger RNA. Its product is annotated as concanavalin A-like lectin/glucanase domain-containing protein. The coding region runs from base 1 to 903 and encodes 300 amino acids. The transcript is spliced from 6 exons. The record is from RefSeq and is a predicted model, not a curated record. Lineage: Eukaryota; Fungi; Ascomycota; Sordariomycetes; Sordariales; Chaetomiaceae. Gene Ontology annotation, molecular function: glutamic-type endopeptidase activity. Gene Ontology annotation, biological process: proteolysis.
AUGCAGUGGGCUUUCAUCACACUCCUCAGUUCGGCCAUCGCCGUGCUGGCUUCCCCAACCCACACAGCAAACCGAACGCUCACCUUUACUAUCGAGGCAACCCGGCACGGCAAGCCCAUUCCCCCAUCCCAAAUCAAGCUCGAGCCCUUCGAGUUUGGCCGCAGCCACAUCGGACAUCAUGGGCCCGUACCUGCCCCCCCUUCAUCUCCAGAGGCAGUCGACCCGACCCCUCGGAUGGCUAAGAGAGCCAACCCAACGGCCACUAGCAACAAUUGGUGCGGAUCUGUCAACACCCUCUCGAAGACCAACCCGGUGAAAACGAUCCAUGGUGAAUUCCAACAUCCCACCUGCUCGCUACGGGGCGGGAGCACAACAUUCCCGCAAGCGGCGGCGAACUGGGUUGGGAUCGAUGGAGACUCGUGGACGUCGGCGUUGUUGCAGGCCGGCACGGUUUGUAAGAUUGAUAACUCGACCGGAAUCGUCAAGAACGAAGUUUGGUGGCAAUGGGUACCCUCGGCCGCUUAUACCAUCACUUCUAUGCCGGUGUCCCCCGAUGAUUGGUUCGAGAUCACCAUUGCAACCUCCUCCGCCACAUCGGCCGAAAUCACAAUCACCAACCUCGCCCAAGCCCACACCUACACCAUUACUAUCAACAGCGGCCCCACCCUCGCCCGCGUCAACGCCGACUGGGUCGUCGAGCGCCCUUACUUCGGCACCACACUGGCCGGGUUCCCAACCUUCACCGACGUCUGGUUCGAUAAUGCCUGGGCCGAUCUCAUCUCUGGGGCGCGGGUCAACGUUGACGGUGCCAAGCAGUACCAGAUCCCGGGGCUGUGCGCGUCGCAGGAGUGGGAUGGGGCGUGGGUAACGAUCAACGUCACUGGAAGCGCGACACUGAGUUGA